GCUUUGCAGGCAGUGGGAAGGGGGGCUUUCCGUGGCAUGGGGCAGGUGGUCUGCACUUGCUGGCUGGGCGGGAAUGAGCUGUGAUAGGACGUGUCUCCGGUGGUCGGCGGGAGAUCUGUGUACAGACCGGGCGCCAGUCAUAUCGUGCUCUUCGUGGGCUGCUGUCCGGAUGAUGUGACCCCUCAGGACCUGGAGGCGGAAAAUGACUUAAGAGACCCAGGAUUCUACAUCUCAAGCCGUGCCGAUUAGUGAUUUUACAGCGGAACAAAAGAACAGAAACCCAGAUCAGUUUGUGCAAAUGAAGCCGUUUCCUGAGCAGAUGUCCGCACGCUGAAAAUGGCUCCAGCUCUGCGGGAUAUUGUGGAAUCCAGUACUGGGGGACUGAGCAACGAACAAGCUUUGUAUCUGGCAUGGGGAGGACUGGCUGCAGUGUCUGUAAUCCUCCUCGUUACCAUCUUCCUGCUAUGUUCUAGCUGUGAUCGAGAAGAGAAUAAAAAACAACACAGCGGGGACCAUGAAAAUCUCAUGAAUGUGCCGUCUGAUAAGGAAACAUACAGCCACUCCAUCACAAGCCUUGGGACGGAUCCCCCUGCCAGCUAUCGUAACGGUGCUGUCAGUAAUGGAGAUGUUUCAGAGGAUAGUACAGCUGCCUGCAUCCAACCAUACGAAGAUGUACAGAGCUCUCUCCCUGACCUUUGUGACCUCCAGGACUACUCUGCAAGAUCAUCCAGGUGCCAUCAAAGUCGCGAGUUACCUAGAAUCCCACCAAACAGUAAUAUAGAAACGCCCCUCUCCCCGAGAGACAUAGAAGGUGAUUUUCCUCCUGGGAAUGAAGGACCCUACGAAGUCCUGAAGGACAGCUCAUCUCAUGAGAAUAUUAUUGAAGAUUCUCUGUAUGAAACUGUAAAAGAAAUAAAAGAGGUGAAUGCAUUAACUGGGGUGGAAGAAGGGAACCGAGCUUUAGAUGAGCAGGAUGGGAGCCAGCCAGUUAAAGUGCUGAGGAUGGAGGCCGCGGCAGAAUACGCCUCCGUAGAUCACAACAGAAAGAGCAGACACAGCAUCAAUACGCAAAGUGCCGCCAGCACCCCAACAUCUCAAGAGGAAGACGUUCCUCCUCCCUUGCCGAAAAAACUCCUGGACGAGAAUGAAAAUGUACAAAGCAAAGAGGAGGACGACCAAUCUGAGGAAAAGGAAGAUAAACUGGAAGGAACAAGCAAUGAGGAUAAGAGACAAAGUUCUAUAUCCUAUAAAUCCCGGGAAGAAGAUCCAUGUUUAACGGAUGAGGAAAUCUCUGCGAUGUAUUCCAGCGUUUCCAGACCUACGCCGCCUCGAAGCCUUCAAGAAGAAUUCUCUCACUAUUCAUACAUUCAAGAUGUUGGGACUGACCUAUCUCCAACCACUUGUAACGGUACAUAUGCUACAGUCAGGGACAUUGACAAGAACCCCGGUGUCAUCUCGCCGUCAAAAGACCAAAUAAACGGGGGGGCAGAUCCAGAAUACGAAGCCAUCACAACCCUAACGAGAGAAGAAGAGAGGACUUUGCCAUUCUCGAGCACGAGCCAGGUCGUUCUUCCGCAGGGAGAGAGUGACUAUGAAAGUAUUGGCGACUUGCAACAUAAUUCCGAUUAUUCUAGACUUUAAGUAAACCGCUCUUUUUUUCUUUGGUGGAAAUGGCACACGAUUUCUAUAGGGCUUAUGAUCUACUAGCUACUAGUGGAUUGAUUAAAAAACAAAAAGCACACGUAUGCUCGCGGAAACCGCCUUCGGUUGCAUGACGCGGUUUAUUUUUAAUCCGGGAUCUUUUCUGGUUCCUCAGCGGCGAGAAAAAACUGCUAUAUUUUUUUUGUAUUUUUUUUUUUUAUCUGCCUUUUAAUGUAUCUGGAAUUAUUGCCAAAUAUCGAGUGCUAUAAAAUGCAAUCAACUUUUAGGUACUUUGUCAACUCUACAGUAUUCUGAAUCAUAGUUUUUUUUUCAGCAAUCGGUGAGAUGUAUAAGAGAUAUAAUAUCUGC
Molecule: messenger RNA, 2010 nt
Organism: Spea bombifrons (plains spadefoot toad)
Lineage: Eukaryota; Metazoa; Chordata; Amphibia; Anura; Pelobatidae
Gene: PAG1
Product: phosphoprotein membrane anchor with glycosphingolipid microdomains 1
Exons: 8
Coding region: 337-1641 (434 amino acids)
Biological process (GO): intracellular signal transduction; negative regulation of T cell activation
Cellular component (GO): plasma membrane; membrane raft
Source: RefSeq, a predicted model, not a curated record